GUUGACAGAUGUUGAACACCUAUCCAAAAUUUUAUUUUUUUGGCUUCUCUAUUCUUCAAAGUUCUAAAAAGGAUGCUUGAGUCCAGAAGUGGAACAUGAGCCUCUGCAUUUGAAGUUGCCUGGGUUUCCUGGCUCUGGUGGCUGGUCUGGUGACAUCAUGGUGCUCCCAUUCCCUGUCCCCAGUACAAAACUCUCUGCUUUCUUCUGCUAGCUUCCAUUGUGGCCUCAGCGUUACACCCUGAGCUCUGCUGUAUCUGUUUUCUACUGCCCUGACUUAAAGCAGAGUACCUCUGUGGCCUAUCUUUCCCCUUUGGCCCCAAGAUGACAAUAAUAGCUGCAAUCAGUUGUGUUUUCUUAUUUUCCAUUCUCUGUGAAACAAGUGCAUUAGUGUUACCCAACUCCACUGACCUACUCCUGUCAAACAAUAAUUUCACUGACAUUGAGACGGCUUUGGCAGCUCAUCUGGACUCAGCAAAAAUUCCCAAAGCCAGGCGGAAGCGCUACAUUUCACAGAAUGACAUGAUUGCCAUUCUUGAUUAUCAUAAUCAAGUCAGAGGCAAAGUCUUCCCACCUGCUUCCAACAUGGAAUAUAUGGUUUGGGAUGAAACUCUUGCCAAAUCUGCAGAGGCUUGGGCUGCUACAUGCAUUUGGGACCAUGGACCUUCCUACUUACUGAGAUUCUUGGGCCAGAACCUGUCUGUGAGAACUGGAAGGUAUCGAUCUAUUCUCCAGUUGGUAAAGCCAUGGUAUGAUGAAGUGAAGGAUUAUGCUUUUCCUUAUCCUCAGGACUGCAACCCCAGGUGCCCCAUGCGAUGCUAUGGACCCAUGUGCACCCAUUACACACAGAUGGUUUGGGCCACUUCCAAUCGUAUAGGCUGCGCAAUCCACACAUGCCAAAAUAUGAACGUCUGGGGAUCUGUUUGGCGACGAGCUGUUUACUUGGUAUGCAACUAUGCCCCAAAGGGGAAUUGGAUUGGAGAGGCACCAUAUAAAGUAGGAGUCCCAUGCUCUGCUUGCCCUCCAAGCUACGGAGGUUCUUGUACCGACAAUCUUUGUUUUCCAGGAGUAACAUCAAACUACUUAUAUUGGUUUAAAUAAGUUAACGUUUACAUUAUUUUUAAAAAACUUGGAUGAGUAACAAGAAGCUUGUAUAUUGAAUUUUGCACAUAUUUUAUAUAGAGAGAUAUUGUAAUAAUACUCUGAUGUUUCCUUUUUGUAUGCUUUUGUAUAAUUAGCUUCCAAAGUAUAGUGUAAUUAGUUGUUAACUCUUUGGGAUUUAUGACUCACAGUAGCCCUUUUUAGAUUAACAUUCUGUAAAGGAGAGCAAACUCAUUUUCAUUUUAGCAAGAGUAGCUUCCUGAAAAUAAGGUUCUAUUAAAAGCACAUUAAAAGGUACUGUCAACUUAUACCUAAAACAUGCUGUCCUUUUAAAAAUAAUAGGUUUUGAAAGAGAAGGAUCAUUGUUUAAUACUGUGCUUUAAAAAUGGAGUGUCAAGCAAUAAUUCUUCCUCACGCUGCCAAUGGUUCCUCCCAUUUAUACCUGUGCUUUCAUCUGCAAUGUCAGUGGGACUGUGCAGAGGAAAACAUAUCUGCAAGAGAAACUGCAAGAUAUUACCUACCUCAUGCACAACAUUAAUUCAUUUAUGGUGUUUCAAGAAUUCAGCACAUGGCUGCUGCUAUCAUCAACAAUGCCUGUGUGCAGACAGAAAAAUUAGACAGAAUAAGAAACCAUAUGGGCCAAGAUGCAGUGGUUGUCAAUCAUGUGCAUAAAACCUGAUGUUGAUAGAAAGCUACAUCACUUUGUAUGUAUAUCUGGUAUAAUCAACACAGCCAGACUCUGUAUUACUGUGUUUCUGAACACAGUCAUUGAGGUAUAAAUAUGCUUUGUCACAGUAUAUUUUUACUGUUCUGGAAGUACAGAAAUAUAUUGUUACAAAGCAGUGCAUAUCAGUACAUGAUAUACAUACUGCAUCUUUCAAACUAUUAUCUUACCAGUAUAUGUGCUGUUCCCCUGACUGAAUUUCAUCCACUUUACAUUUUCAAGAACAGGUUGGACCUAAAAGUGGGUAAGAGGAUUUCCAAGUAAAAUAUUAAAAAUUCAUCAGGCAACUUUAAAAAUUUAUUUCUUCAUACAGAUAAGCAGUGAAGAUUCCAAAUUUCUAAAGCAAUCGACAGUGUACUUUAAAAUAUAUGUGACUAUUUCCUGAAAGUAUCUGAAUUAUUAAAAGACAAAUUAUUUAUACCUUUUCUAUCAAAAUCUGAACUGAAUGCAUAGUAUGUACUCACAGAGAGAGUACAUUUCAAGAUAGAAUGUUGCACAAUUAGUUUUCUUCAAAAACAGAUUAUAAAAAGAAAGAAAUCCAGUGUCUACCACAACUAUUACACUACUGAAAUAGAGUUUUUUCUUUUUAUGAGAAUCAUUUUGAGGGUGUUUGUAUGAGACAGUCUGUCAUGCAAUGAAGUACCAUGGUGGUGCUAUAUAAAAAGUUGGAAUUGUUCACAUUAGCUAUUCUUUUUCUGCAUCAAGACGUGUGGAGGGACUGAACUGUACAGCUUGCUAAAUAUAACAGCCCCUCUUCAUUUGUCUGUAGUCUGAUUCCUCAGAGAAUAUCAGCAACUGUUCUGUGACUGCUCAGAUAUUCUAGUUAAUGAUGCUUCUCCAUGUGACCAGAAAAUAACUAGAGAAGUACACUGUCUUAAAAAGGUAUCCAUGUUUUGAAGGAACAACACACAAUUUCAAUAUAUAUGGUUUUCCUUCUGGUUUCAAGGGAUCCUGGGUUCAGAAGUGUGAGAUCAGUAAAAUACUUUGAGUAGAAUUCUGUUUUGGGAGUGAAAUAUAACCAUGUACACAUGUACUUAUGUAUACUUGCGUACACACAGAAAUUACCUUAUGAGACAAAACUACUAGGUGGGUCACCAGCCCUCAACUAGCACAGUAUUUGACAAAGAUGCAUGAGACAGAUACAUUUUUUUUUUCCACAUAAGAAUUCUUCUCAAGGAGUAAAGACAGCACAGCUAAAACAGUGCACUUUGACAUUUUCAUGUGAAAAUACAAGACAGGAAGCAGAGCAUAAGCAAAAGUUCACGUUACACCAUAGAACGUAUAUCAGAAAGUCUAUUGAUAAAUAACUAUGCACUUUGGAGCUUGCAGCUUGUGUGUUAUAUGGUACACUUUCCAAACAGGACUAGACAUUGUAAAUUAAUUUAUAAUUCUGUAAUUCAGCUGAAAUUAUUAUAACGGGUAUAUAUGUUAUUGUAUCUGUUACUUUUUAAGUUGCUACAAAUACCUUAAUUUUGUGAAAUAUUUUGUUUUCUGUGGAUAUAGAAAACUUUGCUUUUAACAAACAGGUAUGCAGGUUUUCCACAACAUCCCAUAAUGGUGCUAGGAUUUAACUACUCACACUGUAAUAGAUAGCAGCAAAAAGUGACCUGGGUAUAAGCUAUUUCAUGUGAGCAGCUCCUGAUAAAACCAGCCACAAGCACUCAAGCAUUAGCUGAAUAUUUUCAUUGAAUGGAGAUGACUGCAGUGAAUCAGGCGUUUGAUUAUAAUGCAAAAUUUGUCCUUCCAUUUUAUUUCAUAAGUAGUUUACGGAAAGCAUUUCUGUAUUGCCUCGCUGAACCUCCCUGAUUUCUAUCAUACCUUUGUCUUGGGUUGGAUAAUGAUAGUGUCAGGAAAGAUCUACUUUGAUUGCCAGCAUCAGGGCUGCCUGAUUGAUUACCUGGCAAAAAGUGGUGCCGCAAAAAAAAGUACUGAAAUGUGCUAAGAGUUCAGAUGUCUUCAGCAGUGCAUCUGCUAUGAUAUGAAUUGAGGAAAGCUCGUGAUGAGUUCAAGGUUACACUGAGGCAAACUAACCCCAUUUUCUAUUCUCACAGCCUUAAAUAUUUGUACUUCUUCCAAGCAGAGUAGUGUGCCUUUAAAAACAGUCUGGCUGUUGAAGAAAUUAGCUCAGACUUUUGUUCUGUUCUAAAUACAAAAUUAUGAAAGUAUACACAAUCUAGAAUAAAGUCAAAAUAUUUGUUCUCAAAACACUCUGAGAGGUAGAAGAGUAAAAAUGGGGUAGUUGAUAUCAUGAACUACUGAGUGCAGCUUUUUAUAUGAUGAUAUUCCUUGUGAUAUUUUUUGCCUCAUUUAAACAUCUGAGGUCAUGGUAGCAAUUGAUUCCUUUUGGUGCUAACCUAUAUAUUCUGGUGCUGAAGUAAUACAUUAUUUUUGUGGAAGAGUAGGUUUACUUCUAAUAUUACCAUAUACACUCCAGUGUUUUUGAGAUUUUUUCCCACUAAGCAUAUAAUUAACCACUGGGGUGGAUUUGCUUUCAAAGUUCCUUUCUGUGGUUGUGUCAGGUUCUAAUGAGGAUUUUAUAAGCAUCAGAGAGGGAAAUGUAUUCCUGUUCAAAACCAAAACAAACAGCAUCCUCUUCUCAUCACAAUGAGGUGCCUGAGGGAAAAAAUAUGGAGAGAGUAAGACCUCUGACAGCCAUGAUUUCAGAAUGAUGCUGAGCGGAUUUGAAUGAUCCCAGCUCCUCUCUCUGGGGUAAUUAAUGACUUCAGAAAAUUCAGGCUUGACCUUGCACACUUAGUCUUGAGAAGCUGUGUGUUCCUCUUCUCUGAGAUUAGUUUGUUCCCCUCUGAAUUCGAGAUGAGCUGGAUCAGGACUCAGUGAAGACCACAGGAGGCUUGAUAUAACUUUUGUAAGAGUGAGAAAAUCCGAUUCCAUCUGCAAAUAGCAAAAUGAGACUUCAAGAGCUAUCCCUUACCAACACUGAGAAAAACCACAGCAAUCUGAAAAAGGAAAUUUCCAGAGAGAAAAAGUGGUCUACACCACAACUAGGAUCUAAUGGAAAUCAUAAAUAUGUCUAUAUUGAUAUAUGUAGAUAGAAGUAUAGAUAGGUAAAUAUAUAUACUUAUAUAUUACCUUAAAGGAUCCAGUUACAAGCAUGGAUGCCCUCUUGUGGUUUAGAAUGCUAAUAUAUAUUUUUGUUUGAUUUUGUCUGACUCCAAAAAGGGUUAGGUUCUUUUGAAAACAAGCAUACACAUUUUGUUUGAUUGUUGGUGUUUUUUUUUAAGUUUAUGACCUUGAUUUUAAAAAUGUGUGAUUUUGUCCAUUUGCUUUGAAAAAAGAGGUUCAUCACAUAAAUCCUCUAGUUCUUAGCUUUAUGUAAUUUGUAAAUACAGUAGUGAAUCAAAAUUGCAUUGGCUGUUGCUUACCUACCAUACAAUGUUCUAAGAGUAUGAGGUAAGAUAGAACUAUUCAGAUGUCUGAUGAAUUUUUAGCUGCAGUACUUCAGACACAGUUCAGAAAAUGUAGAGGGUGAGAAGCAGCCUUACUCAGAUACUAAAUUCUAGUGAUCCUUAAUAAAAGUUACAAAUUACAGUUGAAAUUUGUCCUUUGUUGUUAAAUUUUCAAGAAAAAAAAAACACUUGAUUUUUUCUUCAAGAAUGAAAUGAUCUCAUAGAAUUUGAGCACACAGUAUUCUAAUGUGCUUUUUAGAAUGGUGCAAAAUAGCGAAUUCUUGUGCUCUUUCUGUUAGACCACAAUUGGUCUGAUGGUCACAAAGAACACAAACUUUCUCAUUUGGAUUCAUAAGGGGAACAUUAAAUCUCUGUCAAUAGUGAUCUGAAAUAACCACAGACUUCUUGAGCUGCUUUGUUUCACUAGAAAAUAAAGCAAAAAGCAAGAAAACAUAAGAACAGCCCAUCUAGUUAAUUCAAGACAGAAGAAAAGAAUCAUUACUAAUGGUAAUUUCAAGAUUUUCUUGCUGUGUGACAUUCAGUUACUAAGUUUGUCUCAGAUAUACUUAUUUUCUGUUAGAGAAGGAGCUUCUGUUCAUAUUACAAGGGAUUGCAUCUUAAAAUCACGCAUAAAAUUUAGUAGUUAUCCCAUUCUGCUGAGCUCACCUGAUUGUGACAUGUCAGAAUACCAGGCUGAAAUUGUUGUGGUUCAGUAUCAUCUUAUUCUGCCAAGAAAGAAAAUUCAGAGUGAAAGAGAUUUUGCUAUACCUUAAUUGUUUGCAAUCUUAUCAUUUGACAAUCAGGCAGAGAAUUAUUUUAAAAUCCCUUGUACUGACAAUCCAUAUAAAUUAUUCUUGGGAUAUUUUGGCCAGCAGGAGAAGUGAGGGAACGUCCCUCAGAUUAUAUGUUUAGUUUACAACUGCAAUCCUUCAAAACAUUCAGCUGUUUAUCAUGCUGCAAACUCAUUAUAGCUUCAGGAUGUCAUCAUGUAAGUCAGGAAUCAUCUUAGAUACAAUUAUUAAAGGAAAAAACCUGUUCCGUAAGAGUGAAUGGUAAUAUUGGAAUCUAAUAACUCUGAGGAUUUAAACAUCUUGUUUCAUGUAGGGUGCUCGUAAGUAAUCAAAAUGGUGCUUAAAGGCAGGGUUCAUUUAACAAACAAACCAUUUACAGUUGCUUUUCUACUUCUAUCUGCAAUAAGGACGGAAGAUUUUUCUGAGGACUGGAAAUGCUGAGGAUUGGAAAAUGAUGACAUUUCUAUGCUUUCUGUGUGAACCCAAGCCAAAAACAUGUUAAGUAUUUAUACAGUAAAAUGUCCUUUUCUCCCUUGAAUUAUAUAUUGGCAUCAUUUCUUGUUUAGAUUUUUUAAUUAUUAUUAUUGAGUGGAUGGGAUUGCAUCUGGUUUUUCAGAGAAGAAAGCUUGUUUUGUUACACAUCUUACAGUGAACGUAUCAAUAUAAUAUUUUUUCAUACUGUCAUAAGAUGCUAUAUACAUGUUAUAUCUGAGAUAUAAAUUUGUAUCCUUGUUUCAAUUUUUGAUGCUAUGAAACUAUAAAGAAAUGUACAUCAUUUUGUUCUAUUUUGUAACAUCUAUUCAUUUAAAUAAAUAAGUAAAAUGAUCAGUAUUUACACUUAA
Molecule: messenger RNA, 6862 nt
Organism: Gallus gallus (chicken)
Lineage: Eukaryota; Metazoa; Chordata; Aves; Galliformes; Phasianidae
Gene: PI15
Product: peptidase inhibitor 15
Exons: 7
Coding region: 322-1098 (258 amino acids)
Cellular component (GO): extracellular region
Source: RefSeq, marked validated